AUGGAUAAGCUAGAUAAUUGUGAUAGUGAGUUUGGUUAUUCCUACAAUUUUCCGAUGGAAUCGGAUAAUGAGACAGAAUUGGCGACAAAAAACUUACAGAAUAUCAAUAAAGAGCUAGUUUUCAAGAGCAACGAACUGGAAAAUGAUUCCUUAGCAGUAUUGCAAAACAUUCAUAUACGAAAUAACGUUGAAUAUUUACCCACAGAUGUUCAAAGUUGUAUAGAAGUUGAAUCUACGAAUAUUAUCAACAUAUCAGAAAACCAAAUAGUAGAAAUCCAGUUCCAGAAUGGAAAUGGUACUGUAAACACUGAAUAUAUUGUGAAUGACAAAUUACUAGAGACUAAUAUCGAUGGAGAAGAUAUAGAGAUGAAGUCAACCUUCGUUAACUUAAAUGAAGGAGUCUACGAAGAAAUCAUCCCAUAUCAGAUAUAUGACGAAAUAAAUAAAAAUAGCACCGAUAAUUUCGAAAUUGUCCAACAUAUCGACGGAAACAUAUCGGAGAACUCAUCAAACACAGACAACUUUAGUCAAAAUACUUUCAACUUGUCUAUACUUAGUCCUCAAAGUGAAAAUGAUGAACAAUCAGAAACAGACCUGACCAGUUUGAACUGGCUGCAUAACAUCACGAAUAUUAUGGCAGUUCCUAACUUACCCACUCCUCCAGUGUCACCAACACCGAAGCCAUCGAAGAGGAAACCCAAUAGUAAUAGCAGCCAUCAAGAAGAUUUAACAAUAAACAUAAAUUAUUAUAAAAAAAAUGGAGAUAAGAAGCCUCCAUUUUCUUACGCUACUCUUAUUUGUAUGGCGAUGGGAAAGAAUGGAAAUAAGAUGACGUUAUCAGCCAUUUAUCGGUGGAUACGGGAAAAUUUUCUGUAUUACAGAGAAGCCCAUCCUAGUUGGCAGAAUUCAAUAAGGCACAACCUGUCCUUGAAUAAGUGUUUCAUGAAACACCCCAGAUCUAAGGACGAGCCGGGAAAAGGAGGGUUCUGGAAAUUAGAUCUGGAAAGGCUAGAAGAAUCUCGGAGAUCGAAGAGAAGGUCCAGUUUGACGGUUCGGGUACCUAGAAAUAGGCACUCUUCCGAUGAAAAAGUGUUGAAACCCCCUAGGAAAACAAAAAGGUAUCGCUCAUCCCAGAACCCAGGGGAAAGGAAACACAAUAUUCUCUCCAACAUAUCAAUAUGUGGGGAAACUGAUAUUGAAAAUCUCGAGGAUAUCAAGAAGAAAGAAAAGAAAGUCGAACAAAAAAUACGCAAAACAACGGAGCUCAAAAUCAAAGAAGAUAAGACGGAUGGAGCACUCACCGAUAAUUCAGUCGAAAGUGAUUUUAUUCCAGAAUCCAUGCCAAACCAGUCCGUUAUAACGGAACCUGUACAUAAUUUACUAGGUGAAGAUGAACUAACAGGUUUGUUGUUGGCAACCAAAGGUUGGGACGACUGCCAGUUAGAACUACUCGAUUCCUUGUUGGAUUCGCUGUAA
Molecule: messenger RNA, 1476 nt
Organism: Phaedon cochleariae (mustard beetle)
Lineage: Eukaryota; Metazoa; Arthropoda; Insecta; Coleoptera; Chrysomelidae
Source: the annotation of a GenBank genome assembly